Molecule: messenger RNA, 2912 nt
Organism: Effrenium voratum
Lineage: Eukaryota; Dinophyceae; Suessiales; Symbiodiniaceae
Source: the annotation of a GenBank genome assembly
AUUAGGGGGUGGGGCUGGGGCAAAUGCCAGCGGCCAUGCGAUGAGGUAGCUGGAGAAGUGGCUGGCUAUGACCUACUACAGCGAGCUGCGGGUGCCGCGCUCGGCUGGGCCACGGGCCAUUUAUGCGGCCUACCGGAACCGGGCGCUGCAGACGCACCCGGACAAGGGCGGGUCGCAUGACGCCUACAUCAAGGUGCGCCAGGCCUUUGAGGUGCUCAGCGACCCCAGGCAGCGCGCGGAGUACGACGCGGAGCUGCGGAGCACCGGGGAGCCAGAUGGUGUCGGGGCUUCCGGUGCUCGCCGACCAGAUUCAGGGCGGCCGCAGCGCGCGGAGACUCUCGCCCUGACCGGCGACACACCCUGGCAGCAAGCGGCGAGGACCAUCGUCAGCAUGCUGAACCUCUCAGAGACGCUCUGGGCCUCCGCCCUGGAGAGCCACACCGCAGAGGUCUUGGACUGCUGCCGCAGGCAGCUCCAGCGCUGCAGGGAGUCCCCGAACUUGCGGGGCCAGGCGGCCAAAGAGUCGGAGGAGCGGAGCUCCGAAGGCCCGGCCAUCCGGGGCCUCUACCAGACCAAGCGAGGCACCUGGGAAGUGAGCCUGUCCAUCCAGCGGGUGCAGUGCGCCAUCUUCAACGUGGCGGAUAUCGCCCGGGCCCACGACUGGCACAUCGCCCUCGUGGAGCUCCGACAGAAGGUUGCGGAGAAGAUUCAGUCCGGGGAGGGCGACAGAGAAGCCUUCCGGGACGCGGUGCAGGAGGCCUACGAGGCGGACCCCGAGCUGCGGCUGGUGCUGAGCUUCCGUGUCGCCAUCCGGGAGCCGAUCCGCGGCACCGGCCUGGCGGCCAAGAAGGUCAUCAGCGGGCCAUUCACCUUGCGCCUGGAGUCCGCCCUGCAGCUGCGGAACCGCGUGCAGCAACUGCGGCACAUGGGCGGCUCGCCGCAGGAGAUCGACAAGGAGAUCCGGGACGCCAAGACCUACGAGAAGAAGCAGAGGGACCUGCACAAGGCAAGACAGGCCGCGAUGCUGCAGGAGGUGUCUUCCGCGCUGGACCAAAUCCGGCGCGAGGAGAUGCGCAGGAAGCAGGUGCCGCCCCCCUUGGCGCUGCCGGCGCCGCCGCCAGCGCCAGAGGUGGAGGGGCCGCAGGCGCCGCAGGUGCCAGCCGCAGAGCGGAAAGCGCCGCCAGCGCCGCAGGAGGAGCCCGAGACGCGCAGCGGGGACUACUCAGUGCCCAUGAAGGGCUUUGCGAAGUUCUGCCGCGGCAUGUCCCUGUCGAAGCCGCAACGGGAGGAGUUGCUGAAGCGGGUGCAGGACGACACGGAGGUGCAGAAUGCCAUCCGCGAGGCCAUCGCCCGUCACUGCGGGAAUCUGCGGGGCUCCAGGCAGAAGAUGCUGGCACCAGCGCCCAGCCAAAGAGGAGGCACCUUGGCGCUGCCAGCGCCAAAGAAGGCUCGAGAGGAGAAGCACCGGCGCUUGCGCCUGGGGGUGGAAAGCUAUGCCCUGGUUCCUGCGGCCCCGCCCGGAGGCCACGUGCGGCGGAAGAGUUUGCUCGAGAUACUGUUGGAGAAGCACGAGGCCUUCCACCCCGGGCUCCUGACCAUCUGCGAGCUGAUCCGCGUGACCUCGUGCUCCCGGCGCACCUACGCGGCCUCCUCAGGCGCGACCAAACGCCAAUUCAGCAACUUCCGGCUGGCGGACUUCGGGCGGAACUCCGCGCGCUCCAAGCGCGGCCGCGCCUUGCCCUGCGGGGAGCUCCGUAUGCUCCAGGAGUGCCUCCGCACGAGGCGCUUCGCCAUCCAUGUGCGGCAUUUGGACCUCUCCACCCUGGAGAUGGCGCCCAUCAGCAAGGAGGAGUUCCAGUACAUGCUGGGCUGCCUGCCCAACCUGGCCUCCAUCGUUCUGCCCAGCCGAGGCUGGGCGGGGACCCUUCAGCUGCGCACCUUUGUGAACAUCGCCAAGGCCCUCAAGGUCAGCAUCGGCGCCUCUGCGCACGCAGACAUCAUCCUGCGCGGGGCCGGGAGCAGGCAGCAGAGCAGCGUGCAUGGCGCGCAUGGCGCGCAUGCGCCGCGAGGCGAGCGAGAGCCGCGCGAGCGAGAGCCGCGCGAUCACCGCGAGCGCGAGCCGCGGGGCCGCAAGCGGCCCUGCGAGUCGCAGGCUCCGAGACCUCGAGGCAGACAGCGGGUCGACAGCCAGGAAGUGUCUGACCGACCGCGGCUGGUGCUGUCCACGCCUGCGCUGCCUGCGCCGCCGCUGCCUGCGCCACAGGCGCUGCCCGCACCAGCCGCAGCGCCUGAGGUGGCGCCCUUGCCACCGGCACCCUUUGUGCGCCCAGAGCUUCCGCAGUCCCCGCCUGCGCCGUCGCCUCUGCGCGCGCUGCACGCACUGCGCGCGGCACAGCCCGCGCCCGCGCCAGCGACCACGCGGCGGGCGCAGAGUGCGCCGAGCUCCUCGGCGCUGAACGCGCUGCGGGGAGGUUUGCGCCGCAGAAGGGACACGGAGACCACUGGGGGUGCUGGGGGCUCCGGGGCCAAUGGAGGUCGCCGGGGCGCUGUGGAGGGGGACCACGGGAUGUGGUGGCUCAGCCGCAUUUAAGGCCAAGUGGGCAUGGGGAGAGCCUGCUUGGCCGGAAUUCGGCGAAAAGCGCCGGGCAUUGCUGCAAGCCUUGGGAUUAAAGGGGAUUCUUGUGGUUGGCCAGCAAUGCCCAGACUUUAGCUUCUGGAAGUUGCGUCAGCCCGCCCAGCCCGUUCUUCCUUUGGUUCAGUUUUCGCAAUGCCACUUAGUCGCAGACAAGACACGGCUUGGGACACCGCGCGAAUGCGCCAUGGGGCCCGUUACACACUGAGAUGCUGUAGAGUACAGUGAGCAGUGUCCUGUAACUCUGAAAUCAGGAGUCGGCUGCCUGGCAGCGGAAAAA